Molecule: messenger RNA, 1237 nt
Organism: Triticum urartu
Lineage: Eukaryota; Viridiplantae; Streptophyta; Magnoliopsida; Poales; Poaceae
Biological process (GO): regulation of transcription by RNA polymerase II
Cellular component (GO): nucleus
Molecular function (GO): RNA polymerase II cis-regulatory region sequence-specific DNA binding; DNA-binding transcription factor activity, RNA polymerase II-specific; protein dimerization activity
Source: RefSeq, a predicted model, not a curated record
AGACCCACGGCAGAAGCACUCAAGUCAAGGCAUUCUCUCUCUAAAGCUAGUAUACUGCCCUCCCUUGCAUUGAGCGGUUGAGCCUUCCCUUCCAAUUCUCCCAGCUGAAAUGGAAAGCUCCUACAGUUCAGCCAUGCCGAUGGAGACCGACAUGAUGUCGCAGUUCCUCGGAGGCGACCACCACUGCUUCGCCUACGAGCAGCAGGACGAGUCCAUGGAGGCAAUGGCGGCCAUGUUCUUGCCUGCCCUCGACACCGACUCCAACUCCUCCUCUAGCUGCCUCAACUACGAGGUGUCUCCACAAUGCUGGCCACAGCCUCAGCCUCAGCCAGGCCACAGUUCCAGCGUCACCAGUUUCCUUGAUCCGGGCCACGGCUACGAGAGCUUUGAGUUCCCGGUUAUGGACCCCUUCCCGCAUGCCGAAUUCCAGUCCCAUUGCACCGACAUCCCCUACCUCGGCGGCGGCGGCGAGGAUCUGAGUCCUCUAGACAGCAACUGUGCACCAGCCGCAGGUGAAGAAGCAGCAAAUGAUCAUAUACCUGUGACUAACAAGAGGAAGUCCAGAGCUGCCACCACGGCAUCAAAGAAGGCCAAAAAGGCUGGCAAAAAGGAUUUCACCAGCAACGACAUCGAAGGCGACGACACCUAUGUCAUCGAUCCUCAAAGCUCCAGCAGCUGCACCUCAGAAGAUGGGGGUUUGGAUGGCAACACCAAGUCGAGCUCCAAGAAGACAGGCACCAGAGCCAGCCGUGGAGCAGCAACUGAUCCUCAGAGCCUCUAUGCAAGGAAAAGGAGAGAGAGGAUCAAUGAAAGAUUGAAAACCCUGCAGAACUUGGUUCCCAAUGGAACAAAGGUUGACAUCAGUACAAUGCUAGAGGAAGCAGUGGAGUAUGUUAAGUUUAUGCAGCUUCAGAUUAAGUUGUUGAGCUCCGACGACAUGUGGAUGUACGCACCCCUCGCUUACAACGGGAUUAACGUCAGCAGUCUUGAGAUGCACAUCGCUGCUCUGCAAAAAUAAAUACCACUCUGGAGAUGUGGCGCUAGCUAACACUGAACUGCAUAGGGAUUAAUUGAUUCUGGUCCUUAUAUAUAGUUCCAAUCAUUAUACAUGUAUAAUGUAACUACACUUUGUUUUACUUCAUACUUUUCUUGGCAUUUCCUGGGAGUUAUACAAAGAAGUAAUCAUAAUCAUGUAAAUGAUCAAAGGUCACAAUGAUAUGAUUGGCUUCACAUUUCA